ACUGACACAGCGGAACUCGUCAUAACAGCAACUACGGGAGGUCUGUAUGUGUUCAUCUGAAAAGUUGAGUCACCAUGAGUCUACGGGAGAUCAGUGAGAACGUGAAGCUGGCCCGUGAAUAUGCCUUGCUGGGAAACUACAGCUCGGCCAGUGUUCUCUAUCAUGGAUUGCUGGAACAAAUAAAAAAAUAUGUCUACACCGUGCGGGACAGCACUUUUCAGCAGAGGUGGCAGCAGUUAUGGCAAGAAAUUAGUGAAGAGAAUCGACAAGUUCAGGACAUAAUGUCAACUCUGGAGAACUUUCAGCUGGACACGACGCCUGCUAAACCCAGCAACCAUGAUGAUUGUGAAGUAAGGCCUGUUCACAUGGAGCAAAGACAUUCUCCUUGUCCCAUCAGGCGGCCUUCUAACCCCUAUAAAGAAAGCAAACCACCCAACAACCGCCUGAGCGUGGCUGUGAGGGCCCAGCAGAGGCACUCGCCUCGUGGGGCCAAUGGGGACAGAAGCAAACCCUCCAAGGGCAAAGAAAAGAAGGAGUCGAAAGAGGCGAAGGAGGCCGCUGGCAAAGCAAAGGAUGAUAAGAACAAAGCAGAUGUCCAGGAGAAAGAGGUGAAAAAGUUUGACGGGACAGGAUAUGACAAAGACCUUGUGGAAGCUCUGGAGAGAGAUAUUAUAUCUCAGAAUCCAAAUGUUAAAUGGGACAACAUUGCAGACUUGGAAGAUGCAAAAAAGCUUCUCAAGGAAGCAGUCGUGUUGCCGAUGUGGAUGCCAGCAUUUUUCAAAGGCAUACGGAGGCCGUGGAAGGGAGUGCUUAUGGUGGGACCACCAGGCACGGGGAAAACACUUUUGGCCAAAGCAGUUGCUACUGAGUGCCGAACCACAUUCUUCAACGUCUCCUCAUCUACUCUGACCUCCAAGUACAGAGGGGAAUCUGAGAAGCUAGUUCGCCUUCUGUUUGAAAUGGCACGUUUUUAUGCCCCCACUACGAUCUUCAUUGACGAAAUAGACUCCAUGUGCAGCCGCAGAGGGACUUCAGAGGAACAUGAGGCCAGCCGGAGAGUCAAGGCAGAGCUACUGGUGCAGAUGGAUGGUGUUGGUGGAGCAUCGGAAAAUGAUGACCCAUCCAAGAUGGUGAUGGUGCUGGCUGCCACCAACUUCCCGUGGGACAUCGAUGAGGCUCUGAGAAGACGGCUGGAGAAGAGGAUCUACAUCCCCCUGCCUUCAACCAAAGGGCGGGUGGAGCUUCUAAGGAUCAACUUGAAGGAGCUGGAACUGGCCAGCGAUGUGGACUUGGGCAAGAUUGCAGAGCAGUUGGAGGGUUACUCAGGAGCCGACAUAACCAACGUGUGCAGAGAUGCCUCUCUGAUGGCCAUGAGGCGAAGAAUCGAGGGCCUCACACCAGAGGAGAUCCGCAACAUUUCCCGGGAUGAGAUGCACAUGCCCACCACCAUGGAGGACUUUGAGUCCGCUCUGAAGAAAGUGUCUAAAUCUGUGUCUGCGGCUGACCUGGAGAAGUAUGAAAAGUGGAUCGAAGAGUUCGGGUCCUGCUAAAAGAAACCAGCAUCCGAGUUGACUGUGUCUGAAUGUGUGACUAUAGUGAGUUUGAGUAUCAGCUGUGUGAGUCGGGUUGUGGCUGUGUAAUUCUCAGAAUCGUUCAGGUGAUAUUGAGGAAAUGAAGUAGGUUUGUGGCUUUAGGCAAAUAUGUGCACUUGAAUAUGGCACCUCUUUCUAUUGUGCAUUAUGUUAAUGUUAUGCAAAAGUCUUAAUCUACAAAGGUGACAAAUUCUGACAUUUUUUUACGUAUUCUGAUGAUUCUGUAAUCAGUUAAUUUCCAGAGAUGUUUACUGCUACUUUGCCUCGCCAAGUGUCAUGACGUCAAUCAAUUGUUACGCCUGUUUUGUUCUUUUUAAUGCAUUGAUUUUAUUUGGACCCAGUGGUUCUUUCACAUUUUUGAAGGUGUAUAUUCUUAUGAAGGUAACACUAACAAGAUAUUUCUAUAAAUAAAGUUAAUGAUAAUAGA
Molecule: messenger RNA, 2019 nt
Organism: Chelmon rostratus (copperband butterflyfish)
Lineage: Eukaryota; Metazoa; Chordata; Actinopteri; Chaetodontiformes; Chaetodontidae
Gene: katna1
Product: katanin p60 (ATPase containing) subunit A 1
Exons: 11
Coding region: 75-1550 (491 amino acids)
Biological process (GO): microtubule severing
Cellular component (GO): microtubule cytoskeleton
Molecular function (GO): ATP hydrolysis activity; ATP binding; microtubule binding
Source: RefSeq, a predicted model, not a curated record